Molecule: messenger RNA, 929 nt
Organism: Mixia osmundae IAM 14324
Lineage: Eukaryota; Fungi; Basidiomycota; Mixiomycetes; Mixiales; Mixiaceae
Exons: 2
Coding region: 142-849 (235 amino acids)
Source: RefSeq, a predicted model, not a curated record
UUGCGACCGGAGGACGACCGGCUGGACCGAAAUGAAGACGCUAGAGCCUGGCCGGCUCCUCAUGACGCGGAUGCUUAUAACAUUCACUGCUGAGACUCCCUUCAGCCAUAGUGUGACCACACACGCCUCAGCAGAAGCAAGAUGAUUCCAACAUCGCCGCUGAUGACGAGCACUGACCUGAUCGGCCUCGGACUGCACUGUCGCUCGCCAUCAACGAAGCACCAGCCCAAGGUCUCAUCGCCUCUCUCGCGAGAUCGCUUUGACCAUCAUUCUCGUUCGCCCAUAUGCAGUCCAAUGCUCGCCAGCGCAGCACUGGGCAGUGCUAUACUAGACAGUCCGAUACUGACCACAAGACGACUCAGUUCGAGGAGACUACGAAGUUCGCUUGCCGUCAAGGUGGCAUCGCUCGCUUGGAUUGCAGCACUGUCUUUUGGCGUGCUCUACCUGUUCAGCAGCAUCGAUCGAUCCGCAAAGGCCGCCAAAUACUACAUUCAGCCAGUCACUUACCCCGCAUCAUCUCGCUGGCUCGAAUUUGGCGAAGAGCACGAAUUCUUAUUCGGACUCGAAGAGGCGGCGCGAGAUAUCAAUGCGCAACCAGAGCUAGUGCCAUACUGGUCGCAUGAAAUAAAGCCAAGUCGACUCCAACAUGCGCUCGCCAUAGUCGCCCGUGGACCCCGUCGUCUGACCAAACCAGAUCUGCUGACUUUGGAGGAGCUCGAACAAGCGAAUGACACCGCUGACGAAGAUGCUCUUGACUUUAGCGCAAACACGACCUCUGGCAGCUUCUCUAAGCCGUCCGCACUCGCUAAAGCACGCAUCGCGCGUCAAAGGCGGACCGUCUUUGAAUGAUCUCGCGUUAUGGCACACCCUGCAACCGAUGCACUUACGUUUGUUGUCCUCCAUAUGCAUCGCAUCUCCACAGCAACCAC